CCUCCAUCCCCUCCUUCUCACGCACAACAUCCCCAUUUAUUCCUCCCAUCACACCGUCAAAAUGGUCUACACUAUCGUCGUCCACCUCCGCGCUAAGCCCGACGAGGAGAGCAUCUCCAAGCUCCACGCCAAGCUCAUCGAAGCCUCGGCCGUCUACUCCAAGGACAAGGAGACCCUGUCCUGGUUCGUCAUGCAGAGCGUCCACGACAAGCAGGACUUCUGCAUCGUCGAGCGCUACCUCAACGAGGGCUCCCAGAAGUACCACCUCGAGAACCCCUACUGGAAGACCUUCGACCCCUACGUCAUCCCUCUCUUGGAGAAGCCUAUGGACCUGAGACGCUUUGAGGAGAUGGAGGAGAAGAAGGAGUAAAUGUGCAUACUAUAAAACCUGAAAUGGAAUGUAUAUAGAUUGAAUGAUAUUGUCCGAUGCCGUGCGUUGGACUUUGUUCAUGGUAGCAUCUUACUUCUAUUGAAUGAAUGCCCUCAUUGAUAUGAAGUACGCUGUGAUCUACAAGAAUUAGUCAGAAUUCAUAGAGAGUAAGGUGUGAGUGCAAAGCUGGGUUUCCGGAUACCGAUUCUGCUGGUGGAGAGCGCCAAUCGAGCUACUCUAUUGAUCUAUCUCACCUUGCCAUAGGGACUAGUUGAGAGACAGAAAGCCACUGUAACGUGCCUUCACCGAGUGCUCCAAUAGUGCAC
Aspergillus welwitschiae is the source of this 696-nucleotide messenger RNA. RefSeq names its product putative quinol monooxygenase. The coding region runs from base 62 to 370 and encodes 102 amino acids. The transcript has 2 exons. Lineage: Eukaryota; Fungi; Ascomycota; Eurotiomycetes; Eurotiales; Aspergillaceae. The record is from RefSeq and is a predicted model, not a curated record.